AUGGAUUUUGAAAAUGAAACACCAAUAUUAACCAUUAAUCAAGAGUAUGCGAAAAAAUAUGAAGAAAGAAAAAGAAGUGAAGAACUCUCAAAACUUAAAGAAAAAUAUGGUGAUUUGAACUCGGACGAAGACGAGGGUUCGUCGUCCUCUGAAGAGGAAGAUGAAUAUGGCGAAUUAGUAACUCCCGAAAUUGACUCACAAAUUAUGAAGACCAUUUCUGCUAUAAAAAAUAAAGAUCCUAAAGUUUAUGAUAAAAAUUCCAACUUUUUUGCAGAUGAAGAAAUACGAAAGGCGCGUCAAAAUUGGUUUGAUAAGCAGAAACAAAAAAAAUCCGAAAAACCAUUAUUUUUAAAAGACUAUCAGCGCCAAAUUUUACUGGAAUCUAGUGAUAUAACUGAAGAUGAUAUUAAACCAGAAAUUGAUAUAAUGCCAGAAAUUGACUUAACACCUAUGGAAGAAGAGCAAAAGCUUAAGGAAGAAUUUAAAGAAGCUGCUUCUAAUUUUGAUUUCAAUAAUGAGGAGGGUGAUGAUGAUUUUUUGGUUCAUCGAUCCAAAACUGCUGAAGAAUUAAAAGCUGAAGAAGAAGAGUAUCAAGCAUUCUUGUUAGAAAGUAUGGCUGGAAAUAGUAAAGACUCUGAGUUUAUUAAGCAAUGGCAAGAUUAUAAGAAUGAUACUGAUGUUAACAAAGAUGAGGCCUUUUUAAUGGAUUACAUACUUAACCGUGGUUGGAUCGAUAAAAAUGCCAAACGGAUUCCAACUUAUGAAGAUCUAAUUUUGGAACAUCAUGACGAAGAAAAUGAUGAAUUUGAAGAAGCUGUCGAUAAUUUCGAAAGCAAGUAUAAUUUCCGAUUUGAGGAAGAAGGUGGAACAAAGGUUGCCACAUAUUCCCGGAAUGUAGUUGAUUCUGUACGAAGGUCAGACAACAAACGUAAAAUUCAGCGUCAAGUACGCUCUGAGCGUAAGAAUGAGGAAAAGAACCGCAAAAUGGAGGAACUUAAAAGGCUUAAAAAUCUCAAAAAGAAAGAAAUUUUUGAUAAAUUGCAGAAAAUAAAAGAAAUAACGGGAAAUGAAACCGUCGGAUUUGACGAGGUUGAUUUAGAAGAAGAUUUUGAUCCUGAAAAAUAUGAUAAAAAAGUGCAAAAUAUCUUUGAUAGUAACUACUAUGCUCAAGAGGCAGAUGCUGAUAAACCGGAAUGGGAAGAAGACAUUGAAGAUAUUGUGAAAAAUGAACAGAAGAAAAAGGCCAAACAAAACUUUGACAAAUACUUGGACGAAUAUUAUCAACUGGAUUACGAAGACAUUAUCGGUGAUACUCCUACAAGGUUCAAGUAUAAACAAGUUAAGCCAACUUCAUUUGGAUUGACUUCUGCUGAAUUCUUAUUAGCUGAUGACAAAGAUUUGAAUGAAUACGUAUCUUUAAAGAAAAUUGCUCCGUUCCGUCCUGAAAAUUUGGUAGAAAAGGAUAUAAAAAAAUAUUCAAAGAAAAAACGUCUACAGAAAUUUCGUAAAAAACUUGAGCUUUUAGAAGAGGAUAAUCCACCUAUAAGCAAAUCAUGGAGUAUAAAAUCAAUUAAACGUAAAAAUAUGCAGCAAAAUCAAGGACAAUCUAAUAAAAAGCAGAAGAAUAAAACCUCCAGUACAUAA
Dentiscutata erythropus is the source of this 1644-nucleotide messenger RNA. NCBI's taxonomy places the organism in Eukaryota, Fungi, Glomeromycota, Glomeromycetes, Diversisporales, Gigasporaceae. The record is from the annotation of a GenBank genome assembly.